AGCCAUCACAUGGAAGAAAUGCGUGGAAAAGGAGCUGCAUGUAUUUGCGUUUUGUUAUUGUUAUUGUAUAUAAAUUAUGCUUUUACUUCCUCCAGAAUCAAAACCUCAAUUUGCAUUUUGAGUGAGAAUAUUUCUGCCUUUACCAACAACAGCAUCAUGCAUGCAUUUGUACGUUAAUUAUGCGGACUUUCUUUCUUUUUCAGGUUUUUGAACAUUAUUCGCUUGACUUGUGUCAAAUCUUGACUGCGGAUUUGCUUGCGGAGCAGAGAGAUUGAGUGCAAUGUCCGACGCGCUCUUUUCUUCAGCAAACUUACUCUAAAGUUCUCUUUAUGGCGUUUCAAAAUGACAGACUCUAACUUGAGGAACGAAAGCAACUAUGGGAUCUAUUUCGCAGAAGCUCUCAAUUGCUCAGUUUCGCCCCAGAUGUUUCCAAACGACAGCAACACGACGUGCACGAACUUCACACUGGACUCCCAGGUCGUCGGGGUCGGCAUCACUCUCUCCGUUUUCAUUUUGGUGGCAAUUGUUGGGAACAUUUUGGUUAUCCUGUCUGUUGUAUGCAAUAAACACCUGCAGACUGUCACAAACUUCUUCAUCGUUAACUUAGCCAUGGCAGACCUGCUGCUGAGCAUCAUCGUGCUGCCUUUCUCUGCAUCUCUGGAGGUUCUGGGGUGCUGGGUGUUCGGUCGGAUUUUCUGCAACAUCUGGGCUGCGGUGGAUGUGCUCUGUUGCACCGCAUCCAUCCUCAGCCUCUGCAUCAUCUCCAUCGACCGGUACAUAGGUGUGAAACACUGCCUGAAAUACCCGAGCAUCAUGACAGAGAGGAAGGCGGUGGCUAUUUUAGUUCUGGUUUGGGUGUCAUCCACGGUCAUCUCUGUCGGACCGCUGCUGGGAUGGAAGGAACCGCCGCCUGUGGACGACAGCAUCUGCAGGAUCACAGAGGAGCCGGGCUACGCGCUCUUCUCCUCGCUCUUCUCUUUCUACCUCCCGCUCAUGGUCAUUCUCAUAAUGUAUUUUCGGGUCUACGUGGUGGCCCGAAGGACUACCAAGAGCCUCGAGGCGGGCGUCAAACGAGAGAGGGACAAGUCGAUGGAAGUGGUGCUGCGGAUACACUGUCGCAGCGUGCUGGAGGACGCGCGCCCGACCAGCUCAAAAAGCAGCAAAAACCACCCGUUUCGAAGUUCGCUCUCGGUGCGGCUGAUGAAGUUCUCCAGGGAGAAAAAGGCUGCUAAAACCCUUGCCAUCGUCGUGGGGAUGUUCAUCUUGUGCUGGCUGCCCUUUUUCUUCUUUCUGCCGAUGGGCUCCUUCUUCCCGGCGCUGAAGCCAUCCGAAACCGUGUUCAAGGUGAUCUUUUGGUUGGGCUACUUCAACAGCUGCAUCAACCCCAUGAUCUACCCCUGCUCCAGCAAAGAGUUCCAGCGGGCUUUCACUCGGCUCCUCAGGUGCCAGUGUCACCAGAGGCAGAGGGUCCUGCGUCGCUUCUAUGACCAGAGGUGGAGAACAGCCGUCAAGGGAAUGACAAGGGAUCAGAGGGGAGACUAUAAACCUGGCUAUGCUGUGCAUGAAUCCUGUGGCAGCUCUUUGUUGCAGAAGGGGAAAGGGCGCUCGCUGCGUUUCAAGAGAUGGAGUCUGUUUCCACCGCUGCAAAAGUCCUCCUUCCAGCUCAAAGAGAAAGUGAACAAUCUGUCAAACAAAAUCAAGGGAGGGACAGGAAAAAGCACCACACCUGCAGUGGGCCGGAUUGAUAUAGUAGACACAGUCUCGAUGGGGAUUUACAACUGUGAGCAGAGCAGUUAUCAGUUCUACGAUCUGGCAGACUGCUACGGCCUGAAAGAGACUGACAUUUAGAGGGCCACCGGAAAAUGUUUUAUUUAUUUUCAAAGGGUCACAUUGGAUCAACUUGCAAGAGAGACUGUGAUGGGGCAAACUAUCUGAGAAUCAAAGCCUGAUUAAAGCUGCGGACUGAGAAGGGUGGCUCGAUCCCAGCACAAACAGGACUAAGACUUUAUCUCAAUCCUUCAUCCCCAUCAUGUUUAUUUAAGAUGAAACUAAUUGUGAGCGGCCACAUUUUGGAAGUGGACACAAACUUAGCUAGACCCUUGACUGCUGUGAAAGCACUGUGCAUUGACAUUUCAACGGCCACAGCUGACCGAUGUACGCACUUUCUGCAAGACAUUUAACAUAGGCGUCAUUAUCACUGAUACACUUAUUUGUCUAAACUUCCUAUCAGCUGACACUGUGCGAUGACUGCCAAUGAACAGUGACUGCUCUGUUUGACAUCCGGCUGAUUUUAAAAAAGAAAAAAAAAACAUAACUGUAAUGAAGUGAGGCAAAUAUUUUGAAGCUCAAACAGAGCAAAGUUAGUCAUAAGUGCAAUUUUUAUUGUCGCCAGAAUGUCUGGAUUUUAUCAGAUGUAAUGUGUCAGAGUGAAUUAUGAUACUUCGUUCGCCAUUUUUCUGUUUUGACAAGGCAUUGUAAAGAUAAGAGGCCAGCUAAGAAUAAAGAUGCUGCACGGUAUUUAUUCUAGCAGUUGGAUUUAUGAAUAUGUACACUUGUUUGAUUAGAAAAACCAUGAGUCUACUCGGCCAAGUGAACGCUAAUGUGAAAUGAAUGUGCUUUUUU
Molecule: messenger RNA, 2622 nt
Organism: Chelmon rostratus (copperband butterflyfish)
Lineage: Eukaryota; Metazoa; Chordata; Actinopteri; Chaetodontiformes; Chaetodontidae
Gene: adra1d
Product: adrenoceptor alpha 1D
Exons: 2
Coding region: 343-1848 (501 amino acids)
Biological process (GO): positive regulation of cytosolic calcium ion concentration; phospholipase C-activating G protein-coupled receptor signaling pathway; adenylate cyclase-activating adrenergic receptor signaling pathway
Cellular component (GO): membrane
Molecular function (GO): alpha1-adrenergic receptor activity
Source: RefSeq, a predicted model, not a curated record